Kickxella alabastrina is the source of this 1041-nucleotide messenger RNA. Its product is annotated as PLC-like phosphodiesterase. Bases 1 to 1041 code for a protein of 346 amino acids. Gene Ontology annotation, molecular function: phosphoric diester hydrolase activity. Gene Ontology annotation, biological process: lipid metabolic process. The transcript has a single exon. The record is from RefSeq and is a predicted model, not a curated record. Lineage: Eukaryota; Fungi; Kickxellomycota; Kickxellomycetes; Kickxellales; Kickxellaceae.
AUGCCAAAGCCAAACACGGACCACAGCGGCGUAAUCCGACGGAGCACCCGCCUGUGCAACGGCUACAGCGACCUGUGCGAGCGCAAAUUUGACAAAGUAUCCUACCCAACCACCCACAACUCGUUCGCGCAGGGCGACAACAUCGCAGCGAACCAGAACAAGGACAUAAAGACACAGCUGGAUAACGGAAUUCGCGGCUUCAUGCUUGACCUGCACAGUCCCAGCAAAGCCCUGCUGAGACGCGAAAAGCGCGCAGAUAUCGUGCCUACCCUGUGCCACGCCUCCUGCACUGUGCUUAAUGCUGGCCCGCUGGUAGACGAGCUGAAAAACUUUAAAAAGUUCCUGGACAGUAAUGCCAACGAGGUUGUGACGGUUUUCCUCGAGAAUGCGGACAACUUCUCGCCGCUGGAUAUGGCGCAGCCGUUUAUUGACUCCGGGCUGGACAAGUAUGCAUUUGAGCCGUCGACCAGCAACGGUACCUUUGUGUGGCCGACGCUUAACGAGAUGAUUUCCAUGAACAAGAGGCUCGUAGUGCUGGGUAGCACCUCAACGGACUCGACGUCCAAGCCGUGGCUGCUCUACGACCGCGACUUUGCCGUCCAGACAUCAUACUCGGUCAAGGCCGGGUCGCCGUUUGACUGCAACCCACUCACCGCUAUCCAACCGCUCCUGGUCAUGAACCACUUUGUCUCCGUCGACCGCUCCAUUUUCGGGUUGAAUGUGGAGAUCCCUGACUACAACAGUGCCCUUUCGAUUAAUACCAGGGAGAGCAUCGUUCAGCAGGCUAAUGUGUGCGGGGCUGCUGGCCGGUUCCCCACUUUUGUCGCCGUCGACUUUUACGAUGCCGGCGGCGUGUUCAAGGCGGUGGCUGAUCUGAAUAAGGUCAAGUAUGUGGAAUCCACGGCCACAACCUUUGGCCAGACCUCUUCGUCCAGUACAUCUGGUGCCGCUGCUGUUGCAUCGGGUAUGCUCGUUUCGCGGACAGGUUUGGCCGGCAUUUUCUCGGUCGUGGUUGCGUCGCUGUUAUCCAUGGCGCUGUAG